AUUGCUAUACACACUGUACGAAGCAAGCACCAAUGCGAGAACCAAUAGAUGUGCGAUCGAUUCACGGUUGUGUUAAAUAGUGAUUCUUCAAUUCUUGAUCCAUACCUUCAGCGCUGGAAAUGAUGCACUCAAGUCUAGUCAUAGGCGCUCUUACUGUUCUGAUAAAUUUGGAUCGUGUUAGGAGCAAAGUUCCCCUUUACGUGGGAGGAAUCCUCGGAUCUAGCGAUGAUUCUUGGUCUAAAUAUGCCAACUUUUAUAACAUACUUUUUAAAGUUGCAUUUGAAGAAAUAAAUAAGACAGAUAUUCUACCGAAUCAUGAACUUGUAUUUGUGUCAAAGAACUCCAAGGCGGAUCCAGGUUUAGCUGCACAAUGUUUAUUUGAGCACAUUAAUGAGCAGCCAGUGAAGAUUGCCAUUUUCGGUCCCCCAAAAUCUGAUCCAUACCAAAUCGUGGGACAAAUCACACCAAAGUUUAAUCUAACACAGAUGUCAUUUCUGGCAAAGACUUCAAACAUGAUAGAUAGAAAUUUGUAUUCUUCGACGUUCAUGACGAAUUAUAUAGAGGACGACCUAAAUCCAGCUCGCCUUGCCAUGAUCAAGUACUUCAAAUGGAACAAAGUUGCAACGUUAUUUUACAAUGAAGAGAUAUUUGUUUCGCAAAUGCAUGAGUUUCAUAAACUCCUGAACGAUGAAAACAUUACGUUGGUGACGUCGGGUCUCAUUGCAGACAUGGAAACCGUUGAUGUGGUCAUAAAGAGACUGAAACAAUAUGGGGCUCGAAUUAUAAUUGGGGCCUUCAGAUCAACAAAAGCACCUGAGAUUUUCUGCGAGAUUUACAAACAAAAAAUGUAUGGUAAGAAGUAUGUGUGGAUAUUGACCGACUCCCUUUACUCAGGGUGGCUGGACAGAUUAGAACCGGGAGAUGCACCAGGUUGUUCUCUCCAGAACAUUAAAGAUGCUGCUUACGGCCAUUUUACUCUUGGACAAAAGCAACUCCGAACAGAUCAUGUUGUAACGAUAUCUGGUCAAACUGCGGAGGAAUACAAUACGUGGAUGAAGAAUAUCUCUUCUCAGUACGACCCUAGCACCCAUCUCCUGUCUAAAUACAGCCCCUGGGCAUACGAUGCCGCGUGGGCACUGGCUGUGGGGCUUAACAAUAGUAUGAAGUAUAUUGGGAUCAAUAAACUAGAGGACUUUUCUUACGAUCGCUCAGAUAUUUAUGAUGCUAUUCAACGAGGGAUGAGUGAAGUGUUCUUCCAAGGUGUAUCGGGCGCAGUUUCAUUCAACAAUGGCAGACGAGUUGGUCCAGCAUUUAUCCAUAUAAAUCACGAGGAUAGAAAUGACGUAGCUGUGUAUGAACCGUCGAACAGCUCAAUUGAAUGGUGGAGAACUCCACAUUCUUUAUUUCAAGGGGGUGUUAUUCCAAGGGACAGUUUCCAGUACAUCAAAAGACGAUUCCAGCAAUCGUACAUAGGGCUCUCUAUAGUAGGACUACUGAUAGUGACAGGUGUAGCAGUAGCUCUGGGAUUCUUAUUUUUCAAUGUCCACUACAGGAAAAACAAAAAUAUCAAGAUGUCUAGUCCACGGAUAAACAACACUAUAAUUGGAGGUGGAUUGUUGAUUUACAUGGCAGUGAUAAUUAUGUCUGUAGAUUACUCCGUGUCCCUACCAUGUCUGAACCAACACAUCUGCAUGCUUAACGUUUGGAUUAUCUCCAUCGGUUUUACAGUUGGCUUUGGAGCUCUGUUUUCAAAAACCUUUAGAGUUCAUAUUUUGUUCACACAGGGUAUGAUAAAGAAGCAGACGAUCAAGGACGCUCACUUAUUUGGUCUGCUGGGAGUUUUGGUUCUGCUCGACAUUCUUUUUCUCACACUUUGGACCAUACUCCAUCCAUUACGAUUACUGGAGAAGAAUGUCGAAGUAGAGCUGAAAGAUUCAGAUACCAUACUGGUCGAAACUUUCCAUGUCUGCUACAACGAGUUCCAGUCAUACUGGUUAUCAGCCCAAUACAUUAGUAAGGGUGCAUUACUAGCCCUGGGUACCUUUCUAGCCUGGGAGACACGACACAUUAAAGUCCCAUCUCUAAAUGAUUCCAAGUACAUCGGCUUUUGUGUGUAUAACAUUGUGGUAGUGUGUGCCCUGUGUGUGCCCGUGACUUUCGUUCUGCCACCAGAGAAACCAACGGCAAAAUAUGUCUUCACGUCAAUUGUAUGUGUGUUCACAACAACAUUGGUGCUUUGUAUUCUUUUUAUUCCAAAGAUUAAGCUGAGGAAGUCGACAGACACAAUCAGGUUCAAUCAAAACUUGACAAAGCAAAACAAUCUGUAUAAGAAGCCGUGCAAGAUUGGCAACGAACCCACUAAGACCACCCAUGUGUCAGCGGUGGAGGACUUCGGAUCGGAAUUCAACGACAAAAUACUAGAGAAAAACGCUAUUAACGAACAGAUGUCCAAAACAGGAUCAGAUAUUAAGCUUAUUUCAGUGGAAUCUGAGAGAAUUUCGACCCAAUCAAUUUCCGAAAAUGCGGACUUCCGGAAGCAGAAAGAAUAUCAACGAGACUUUAAUUGUACAUCUCUCUGAAAGGGAGUUUUGAAUUAAAAUCAAGAUUUUAUUUUCUGUCA
This is a messenger RNA of Saccostrea echinata, 2620 nucleotides long. Its product is annotated as gamma-aminobutyric acid type B receptor subunit 2-like. The transcript is spliced from 17 exons. NCBI's taxonomy places the organism in Eukaryota, Metazoa, Mollusca, Bivalvia, Ostreida, Ostreidae. The record is from RefSeq and is a predicted model, not a curated record. Gene Ontology annotation, cellular component: membrane; G protein-coupled receptor heterodimeric complex. The coding region runs from base 120 to 2579 and encodes 819 amino acids. Gene Ontology annotation, biological process: gamma-aminobutyric acid signaling pathway; G protein-coupled receptor signaling pathway. Gene Ontology annotation, molecular function: G protein-coupled GABA receptor activity.